This is a messenger RNA of Bursaphelenchus xylophilus (pine wood nematode), 2974 nucleotides long. NCBI's taxonomy places the organism in Eukaryota, Metazoa, Nematoda, Chromadorea, Rhabditida, Aphelenchoididae. The record is from the annotation of a GenBank genome assembly.
AUGAAAAUACUUUUGGACAAAGUGAUCGAAUACUUCAACUUGGAAGAGGUGAAUCGAGUGUUGGUUAAGACGAAUUGGAGCCUGGAGGAUCUGCAGAGGGGAUAUUUGGUAGGUUUUGGGGGUUUUUGAGAUUUUUGGGGAUCAAUAUUGGGUCCCGCAGCGAAAACUUGAAACAGCUCAAAAUAAGUCGCAGAGUGUGUUUUAUGCAUGUUCUAACCCUCAGGAACAAAUACGAACACAUUGGUGGCAAAAAUCAAUAAAUUUUACAUUUUUAGGUCCCACCACGAAAACUUGAUUUCCCUCAAAACUUGAUGGGUGAUUGAAUUUUCUGACUCCAAAGACUCUCUAAGCUUCUAAAAAAAGCAUAGGACCUGCUUUAUUAUCCGACCAAAUUUCCCAAUUUAUUUUUUGGUCCCACCACGAAAACUUGAUUUUCCUCAAAAUUCAUGGAAGAUUGGAUUUUCUGACUCCAAAGACUCUCUAAGCUUCUAAAAAAAGCAUAGGACCUGCUUUAUUACCCGACCAAAUUUCCCAAUUUAUUUUUUGGUCCCACCACGAAAACUUGAUUUUCCUCAAAAUUCAUGGAAGAUUGGAUUUUCUGACUCCAAAGACUCUCUAAGCUUCUAAAAUAGUUUUAGCAUCUCAUUUAUUACACCCACCGACCAAAUUUCCCCAUUUAUUUUUGGGUCCCACCACGAAAACUUCUGAAAAAUUCAAUUUUGAGUUUCAGCUUACCAGCUCCCCUACAUUUCGAUGUAUCGGAGUGAAGAAUGAACUCACACUUCUUCAUGUUGUUGGCACUUUAUUUCCGGAUUUGUCAACGAUUUCCGAUAAACUUCGACAAUCUUUGUUGGAGUCAUUGGUUGGAAAUAACAAUAAUAACAGUUAUAUUGGAGAUGUGAACAUGUCAGCGAGCACUUCAAGUGCUCCGGAAAUAGGUAAGAAAAAUUGGUAGUUAUAGUGGGGAAAAUUUUGGGGGAUUUUUUUUUGAGAAGAAAUUUUGGAAAAAAAAGUAAAGUUUAUGGCAAAAAAAGGAUGAUAAAUCGCAAAAUCUUGAGAUUUUUUUGCCAAAUAUGCCCUUAAUUUAUUGGAAAUUGAAUAUUUUUUACACUCUGAAAAUUAAAUUUUUCCUAAAGCACGUUUCUUUGUCAAAAAAAGUGGAAAAAUGAGUCAAGCCCACUCCUAAAUCAAUGUCUUGAUCUCGGCUUGAAGAUUCGCUUCCAGAACUCCAAUUUGACCUGAUUGCAGAGCCCCAGGUGGAGGGAACAGCCGUCUCGGAGGGCGCCUCUUCCAGCAGGACCUCGUCCACUUGUCCUCCUCCCAUCAGCCCACUCGAGGUCAGCUCAACGGUAGCGGCCGAAAGGUCCGAAAAGGUGGGUCGCAAAGAGUUUUUCCAGAAAUUUGCUGGGGCUUUAGGGAUUUUAUUAUCUGGUAACGCUAAUUUUGCGGGAUUUAGAGGGGAUUUAAUACAAAAAAAUAUAAUUUUUUGGCGAAUAUAGAAAAAAUAGCCGAUUUCCGGCCGAAAAUUGAGUGAAAUUUCUAUUGAAAAUUUUCAAAUCAAACUGAAAUUUUGACAGUAGCAUUUUGUCACUUUACACUUGAUCUAUGCAAAAUUUCAGCUAGAUUGAUUAAGUCUGAGAUACUUUUCUUUCAAAUUUUUAUAUUAUCCAUGACAAAAAAAUGAAUUUUUUUUUUCAAAUUUAAUCCAUAAAUCAAGUAGAUUUGGUUAGUUUCAAAUAUUUUACAGCUCAAAAUAAAUUUUCAACAUCAAAAUUAGUCUUUUUCACCAUCUAAAAUCAUCAAUUUCCCCUAAAACAAUAUAAUUUUCAGCUUCGAAUUUUCAAAUCGACGAAACGUCGUGUCCAAUGUCAGACUUGUGGCCGGAGUUUUUGUGACAAAGGCGCGUUGAAGAUCCACAAUAGUGCUGUGCAUCUGAAGGAGACGCACACUUGCACCGUUGAGGGAUGCGGGCGCGUUUUUUCGUCGCGCCGCAGCCGCAACCGCCACUCCGGAAAUCCGAAUUUGCAUACCGCGUUGACCAUGAAACGACAAAUGAAUUCGAGUAUUGAGCAGACCCUACAAUGUACAGUACCCAAUUUUAUGGUGAGGAUUUUUUGAAAAUGUGAAAAUUUUCUAAAAAUUGAAUUUCAAAUUUCCCGCCAAAUUGGCAAAGCCUUUGGCAUUGAAUUUUAUGCUGAUUUUUGGUUGUAAAUAAAUGUGAAAAUACAUUUUAUGACUUUUAUAAUGUAAUUUACCUUUAGCCUGCUGCGAAUUCCAAUGUUAUGUCGCUUUUCUCACGACUGGCCUCUCCCAUCGACGAAAAUCAUCGGCAAUCUCCAAACAAGUCGACUUCAUCAACUCCAUCAAGUGUCUGCGAUGAGACUGUCAUCUCAAAGUAUGUUUUUCACUGACUGAAAAAUUUAUUUGUCUGCACAGUACUGGAAAAUCAGCAAAAAAUCGAUUGCACAGUGCGUAAAAUAAAAAAAGUUCAAUAUUUUCCGCAAUGCAAUGGGGAAAUUUUCAAGACGGUAUACAUACUGAUAGACUAGGCCAUUUUUGUUUUAUAUAUUCGAUAAAACUUUCACAAUUUUGCUUCAUACGACAAAUGAAAGCGAUUUUAUUAAAUUCUGCACAGUGCAAUCGGAAAAAUACCAAUUGCACAGUGCAGAUUUUAAAAAAUUCAAAUUUUUGGAUUGUGCGGCGAAUGUAAAUUUCCAAUUUACAACUGGGAUGUGAAAAUAGUGUAUUUCAGUCAAUUCUGCAUUGUUUUCGAAUAAAAAAUCGUCGACGCACUGUGCAAAAUCAGCCGUUUACUUUCGGCUGCACUGUGCAACAUUUUCUCAAUUUUUUCCCUCCAAAAACCUUAUUUUUGAAUUUCAGCAAAGCCAUGAAUGUUGAUGAAAUGUCGAAACAGUUGGAGAGAGUGCGUCAGAUCUUCAACUUGACCCAGAAUCCCUCCGUUCUCAUCAAUUAA